Erythranthe guttata (spotted monkey flower) is the source of this 1036-nucleotide messenger RNA. Its product is annotated as Fe(3+) dicitrate transport system permease. Lineage: Eukaryota; Viridiplantae; Streptophyta; Magnoliopsida; Lamiales; Phrymaceae. The record is from RefSeq and is a predicted model, not a curated record.
ACCCCCCUGAAAAAUCAAUCUGUAAUCGUAUUACAGAUGUGAAGCAGCCAUCAAAACUGAUUGAAUUUUGUCAACACCGCACAGCAAAAAAACGACACAAAUCGGAAAAAAAAAAUGGAUGAUGGAAAAUUGAGCUUUAGUGCGGAGGAUCUAUCGACGAUCGGAGGCAUAGCCACCGUUUCCCUCCUCCAUUCCUUCAUUCCGACGCACUGGCUUCCGUUCUCCAUCGUCGGCCGCGCUCAGAAAUGGACGCUCUCUCGUACUCUCCUCGUUACUGCAUUCGGAGCAGUAUUGCACGUCCUGUCCACAUCGCUGCUCGGCAUAACAGCAAUCACCAUAACAAACACCAUAGCAGGAGAAGAAACCGUGCAUAAACUUGCUUCGUUGUUGCUUAUUUUCCUCGGUGGUAGUUACGUAGUACUGUUUCUGUUCGGAAAAGGUGGCCACAGCCAUUCUCACAAUCAACCGAUGGAAAAAAUGGCUGUCGCUGGUCUUGUACUCGUCCCCGCAUUGUCUCCUUGUGCAACCACUCUCCCCGUAUUUCUUGCCGUUGGAAACUCAAAAUCCAUGAUGGUGCUCGCUAUAAUAGUUCUGCUAUUCAGCACAAUAACUGUUAUGACAUCACUCGUGGCACUCUCGUUUUACGGUGCGAGUCAGCUCAAGUUCCACUGGGUGGAGCGGUACGACAAGCUUCUAGUAGGUUCCGUUCUAUGUUUAGUUGGAGUUCUGACCCUUAUUUUUCACGACCAUCAUGAUGCGGGCCCACACGGAGACCAUUUGCAUAGGAAAAUUAUCGGCCUGUAAGAAGCAUUAGUGCUUUAAAUGUUAUUUAGGUUCUUGAUAUAUUGAGAUUUGCAAAGCGACGAUGCACAUUACUAAGAUCUGUAUAACUUGGGUUUCUUGUUUAAUCAAAUACUUCUUUAUAUUGGCUGUCUUUUGCCGAAGUUGUUGAUCUUCCGAUAUUUGCUGUUGCGUAAUGUUGUAUUUUUGUUUGAUGUAAAUAAAAUGGAUAUCUAUAUGCUGUAUUUGGUUUAUU